GGAGCGAGAGGUGUCGCUGACGGCUGCCCGACGCCGAGGGGGCUCGGUUUUCCGACGCCGUUGGUUCGAGUCUCCAGGGAACCCCUCCGCCAGUCGUUGUGGACCCUACCGUCUCUAAUGCAAUACGUUCCCACGCAGAAUAUUCAGGCCCACUCGAACCAAUUUAUACACCCGCAUUUCGGCUAUGUGAUCCUGGUGUUUAUCUAUAGCUGGGUCAUGUUGGCCUACCUGGGAUUGAAAGUGGGCCUUGCCAGGAAGAAAUACAAUGUCAAGUAUCCAAACAUGUACAGUGAUAAGGAUCCACUAUUCAACUGCAUCCAACGAGCACAUCAAAGUACGGUGGAGAUAUAUCCUCAGUGGCUGAUCUUCCAACUGAUAGCUGGAGUUGUCUAUCCGAUCACUGCUUCUUUGCUUGGCAUCAUCUGGGUAACCAGUCGAUUUACAUAUGCAUGGGGAUAUUACUCAGGAGUGCCAGAGAGAAGAAUGAAUGGUUCCUACGGAUACAUUGGUCUACUGGGAGUUAUUUUUCUGUCUAUAGUUGUCGCAUUUAAAACCCUUAUUUCAUCAGGAUGAAAAGAGUAAUUUUAACGCUACUACUGUGAUGAACGUAAGAAAAUCAGUGACUGACAGCAUGGCUGCAGUUCUCUAGUACUUUACAUACUCAGCCAGUUUGAAAUGAGGAUUAUCUUCACCACCUCUUUGUUUAAUGACUAAUCCCUUUUACCAUUGUUAACCAUCGAUGGGUGUUCUCUUUAAACCAUUCAUAAGCAUUCCAUUGUGAUUAGACUUUGUGGGACAUGUUUUCAUACUUUCUGAUCAUUUAACAAAAAUGAUGCAUUGCAAAUUGUAGAACAGUUGUAUUUUAUACAAACUAGGCAUUUAUAGUUGAAAUCCCAAAUAAUUGAACUGGCUGUUACAUACCCUUAGCUGGAGUGAAGAAGAAUUCUGUUACAGCAGAGAAUGUAAUUCCCAAUUUAAACUUAUUGUGUAAUCUUGAAUUAAAUUUAACUUUGACUCUGACCUCAGGUUUCUCUGCUCCCAAAGGUACUCAAUAUUUGAAGUUUUCAAUACGACCUCAACAGCAGAAUGUAUUAUGAUGUCUUGAAAUUAAAUCAAAUCAAAAGACAAACAAAAUGGCAAAGUGCACAUCAAGCUGAUGAACAGGGGUAAUUUAAAUAUUCAUAACCUGAAAAGUUACUUCUGAACAAUGGAGGUUUUUUUAAAAAAGAAAUUUUCAUUGUUCUUUACCUUUCCAGUUUCAGUUGUUAUUAACUUUAUUAACAUCAUUAAAAGCCAUUAGUUUAACUUUUUGCAGAUUAAAUAAUGAAAUGCCUCAAGGUAUAAUUUUGUCUUGCUUAGCUUUCUAUAAAACUCUUCUUGUAACCAUUUAUCAGGAUCCUAUAUGAUUAAGAAAUGUUUAAACUAAUGUUUGUUUGGGAAUAAAAUCUUACUGUAGCUGUAUGUUUCACCUCAUUUCUA
Molecule: messenger RNA, 1479 nt
Organism: Hemiscyllium ocellatum (epaulette shark)
Lineage: Eukaryota; Metazoa; Chordata; Chondrichthyes; Orectolobiformes; Hemiscylliidae
Gene: mgst3b
Product: microsomal glutathione S-transferase 3b
Exons: 4
Coding region: 118-573 (151 amino acids)
Cellular component (GO): membrane; nuclear envelope; endoplasmic reticulum
Molecular function (GO): glutathione peroxidase activity; glutathione transferase activity
Source: RefSeq, a predicted model, not a curated record